Molecule: messenger RNA, 6619 nt
Organism: Oncorhynchus mykiss (rainbow trout)
Lineage: Eukaryota; Metazoa; Chordata; Actinopteri; Salmoniformes; Salmonidae
Source: RefSeq, a predicted model, not a curated record
UACGUUGACACAUUCAGUGCUAGCUGAGCUAGCUAGGCAGCAACAGUUCAACUAGGCAGAGGUAAAACAGGGUGUGUUUCACACAAAUGGCUCAACAUUUACAAUGAAGACAAUUAAAUCACCUAUAUCUUGACGACCACUGCGUGCUCAAUGACGGUCUGCCGCGGUCUCAGCGAUUGACAUGGACUCUUGUGAUAAGGAUGUGAAACUGUCAGCCGAAGUGGAGCCGUUUAUCCCUCAAAAGAAAGGUCUGGAAGGAGCGCUGGUCACCAUGAGCUUGUCUGGAGGAGAAGGAGGAGGGGGGGUAGAGCCCACCCCAAUCCCCAGCUACCUCAUCACCUGUUACCCUUUUGUCCAGGAGAACCAACCCAACAGACAACAGCACCCCAUGUAUAGCGGAGGAGGGGACCUGCGCUGGCAGCAGCCCAACCCCAGCCCAGGUGGUCCGUACCUAGCUUACCCCAUCCUGUCCUCCCCCCAGCCUCCAGUCUCCAACGACUACACCUACUACCAGAUCAUGCCUGCACCCUGCCCCCCCAUGAUGGGCUUUUACCAGCCCUUCCCAGGAACGUACGCCGGGCCCCUGCAGCCUGGCGUGGUAAACCCUAUAUCAGCUGACGUCAGCGAGAGACCGGCCCCUCUCGGACAGGCGUUUGGACUAGCUAAUCAGAGAGGUGGGAGGGGCAUGGUCAGACCUGCCGUUCUACCCAAGUCUAUGUUCUAUCAGCAGCAGCAGGUGGGGUUGUGUCAGUCCCUGAGGGCCAGAAGGCCCCCCAUGAGGACUGUAGCUGUCCAGAAGGAGGUGUGUUCCUCGGGGCCAGAUGGACGGACCAAGACAGUCCUACUGGUGGACGCUGCCCAACAGACUGACUUCCCAGGGGACAAUGCGUGUGGUCGUGGUGCGUCGGAACGGGAGCGGGCCAGCCCCCUGCUGUGGAAGAACCUUCCCCGGAGAAGGCGGGCCUCGCACCCUGCGGAGAGCUCCAGCGAGGCGGACAUCGACAGCGACAGCGGAUACUGCAGCCCCAAACACAACCAGCAGGCCCCGGGGGUUACGCAACACAAUGCCCACGCUGCUAUAGCUCCUACGGGAGUGGAUGCAGGUGUAAUGACAGCAGUAAGCUGGGUGAACGUAGCGUCUCAGGCCUCUCAGAGGCCGUGGUCAGACAACAGGACCACCCCGUUCCAACGGACAGGGAAGACCCCUGAUCAGAGGAACUACUCGCAGCAGGACUUCCAUACAGGGUACUCAGGGGGGCGUGUCUGUUCUAACCCCACCCCCGCAGACAGUAACGGUGGUCUGCAGCAGAGACGGCUCCAGCCCGGACUGGGCCCUGGGACGGUGCUUGCUCCUGAGCCACUCUACUUUGAGGAUGAGGAUGAGUUUCCAGAGCUGGUCUCAGGAGGGGCACAGAGGAACAUCAAACCAGACCCUAACCCUUCCCAGAACCAACACCAGACCAAACUAACCAAGAACCUGCUGGAGAACCUUCCAGAGAACUCUCCCAUCAACAUCGUCCAGACCCCCAUCCCCAUCACCACCUCCGUCCCCAAGAGGGCCAAGAGUCAGAGGAAGAAGGCCCUGGCCGCUGCCCUGGCUACAGCGCAGGAGUACUCUGAGAUCAGCAUGGAGCAGAGGAAACUACAGGAGGCACUGACCAAAGCAGCAGGGAAGAAGAGUAAGACUCCAGUCCAGUUGGACCUGGGAGACAUGCUGGCUGCUCUGGAGAAACAGCAGCAGGCCAUGAAGGCUAGACAAAUAACCAAUACUAAACCACUGUCCUUCACAGGUACACACUGCACACAUACACCCCACACACACACACCACACCACACUCCAGUCCAGUUGGACCUGGGAGACAUGCUGGCUGCUCUGGAGAAACAGCAGCAGGCCAUGAAGGCUAGACAAAUAACCAAUACUAAACCACUGUCCUUCACAGGUACACACUGCACACAUACACCCCACACACACACACCACACCACACUCCAGUCCAGUUGGACCUGGGAGACAUGCUGGCUGCUCUGGAGAAACAGCAGCAGGCCAUGAAGGCUAGACAAAUAACCAAUACUAAACCACUGUCCUUCACAGUGGGUACAGCAGCCCCGUUCCAUGGUUCAGGGCCAGGUGCCGGGUCGGGAGCAGGGUCAGGUAUAGUAUCAAUGUUGAAGGCCCAGCAGGCCCACUCUGCCCCCCUCAACAUGCUGGACUCCAGCGCUCCACGCCUAAAGCGAGGGAAGGAGAGAGAGAUCCCUAAAGUCAAACGACCCACCGCCCUGAAGAAGAUCAUUCUGAAGGAGCGUGAGGGAAAGAGGGGGAAGGGGGGUGUGGAUCAGAUUGCUGCCAGCCAGGAAGAACAGGGAGAAGAGGAGCUACACUUCACUGACGACCUCACACGGGAACCUGCCUCUCAGGAGGAGAACGGUCUGAGCGUGCCCAGUGAUGACGCGUCCCUGUCCCCGGCCAGUCAGAACUCUCCGUACAGCAUCACGCCUGUUUCCCAAGGUUCCCCUGGCUCCUCUGGCAUCGGCAGCCCCAUGGCCUCUAACGCCAUUACCAAGAUACACAGCCGCCGCUUCAGAGAGUACUGUAACCAGGUGUUGAAUAAGGAGAUAGAUGAGAGUGUGACAAUGCUGCUGCAGGAACUGGUCCGGUUCCAGGAGAGGGUUUAUCAGAAGGACCCCAGCAAAGCCAAGACCAAACGCAGACUGGUCAUGGGCCUUAGAGAGGUCACCAAACACAUGAAGCUCCACAAGAUCAAGUGUGUCCUCAUCUCACCCAACUGUGAGAAGAUCCAGGCCAAAGGGGGUCUAGAUGAGGCUCUGUACAACGUCAUAGCCAUGGCCAGAGAACAGGAGAUCCCGUUUGUGUUUGCUCUGGGUAGGAAGGCUCUGGGACGCUGUGUCAACAAACUGGUGCCUGUCAGUGUGGUGGGCGUCUUCAACUUCUCUGGAGCAGAGGGUCUGUUUAACCGGUUAGUGUCUCUGACGGAGGAUGCUCGUAAGUCCUACAAGGACAUGGUGUCAGCGCUGGAGCAGGAGCAGGCUGAGGAGGCGCUGAAGAACGUCAAGAAGGUCACCCACCACAUGGGCCACUCCAGAAACCCCUCCGCUGCCUCCGCCAUCUCCUUCUGCUCCGUCAUCUCUGAACCCAUCUCUGAGGUCAACGAGAAGGAGUACGAGACCAACUGGAGGAGUAUGGUGGAAUCGUCAGAUGGGCUGGAGCCUGUGGAGGCUAAACCCAGCCAUCCUGCUGCUUCCUCUGGGUUGCAGAGAGACAACCAGCCCCCCUCCACCACCACCAACCGCAGCCCUUACUCCACUACCCUCCAGCUCAGAGCACCCGUCCCUGCUCCAGGCUCAGGCCCGGGGGAGAGAGAAGAGGGUCGGGCAGACGACCGGUUGGAGCUGGCCUCCCAGCAGAGCACGGAGACAGGCAGUUUGGAUGGGAGCUGUAGGGACCUCCUCAACUCCUCCAUCACCUCCACCACCUCCACCCUGGUCCCCGGUAUGCUGGAGGAGGCAGAGGAAGAGGAGGAGGAGGAGGAAGAGUACACACCAGAGCCCAUCUCUGUGGAGGUGCCUGCAGUCAUCAGCCGCAUUGAGUCCUGGGUGUCUAAGACGCUGGAGAACCUUCAGCUGGGGAAGAGCCAGGACAGCACAGAGGAAGAGGAGGAGGAGGAGGAGGAGGAGGAGGGAGUGCAGAGUGAGGAGGAAGAGGAGUUGGAUUCUGCUGAUGUCACAGAGACUGGGCUGGAGAAGAUGGAGGCCAAUAAUAUCACUGGCUGAUUAGACCUCAUUCAUCCCUCUUUCUCUUUUUUGUUUCUCGCUAAAUUCGCUCUGUGUACACUCUGUCGCUCCAUCUGUGUACACUCUGUCGCUCCAUCUGUGUACACUCUGUCGCUCCAUCUGUGUACACUCUGUCGCUCCAUCUGUGUACACUCUGUCGCUCCAUCUGUGUACACUCUGUCGCUCCAUCUGUGUACACUCUGUCGCUCCAUCUGUGUACACUCUGUCGCUCCAUCUGUGUACACUCUGUCGCUCCAUCUGUGUACACUCUGUCGCUCCAUCUGUGUACACUCUGUCGCUCCAUCUGUGUACACUCUGUCGCUCCAUCUGUGUACACUCUGUCGCUCCAUCUGUGUACACUCUGUCGCUCCAUCUGUGUACACUCUGUCGCUCCAUCUGUGUACACUCUGUCGCUCCAUCUGUGUACACUCUGUCGCUUCAUCUGUGUACACUCUGUCGCUCCAUUUGUGUACACUCCAUCACUUGUCUUCCUCACCCCCCCCCCCCCCCCCAACACCUGUUCCCCUAACCUGCACUCUUUCACCUCUUUCACCCCCCCUCUUUCUCACAGUUGAACCAGCAACUCUCCUCUUCUCUCUGUCUGUAACUUUGGACUUCAGACAUUAUCUCAGGAAUCAGACCAUACACACACACACACACACACACACACACACACACAGGCAGUCCACACACACACAGAUAGGCAGUCACACACACAGACCAAACUACAGACAACAGUAUCUCUCCUGGUCUCUCUGAUGGAUAGACUCCUCUGUUCCUCUCAUCCUCCUCUCACUGAUGUGGACCUGGAACAACUGCCUCAGCUAAACUGGUCUGGUCGGUCUGGCAUCGACUGGUCUGGUCUGACAUGGAAUGGGCUUGUCUGGUCUGACUAAGGGAAGCCCUGGUUCCCUUCCCACCACUCCAGGUUUCCCCAGGAUAGGAAGAGGCUGUGAGGAGAGGCUUCCCCUCUGUCUGUAUGACGCAGAGCCCUCCAGAUGAUAGACCUGUCAGUGAGACUGCUGACUACAGACUAACUAGAAGGGAACUCUCCCUCUGUCUGUAUGACACAGAGCCCUCCAGAUGAUAGACCUGAGACUGCUGUCUACAGACUAACUAGAAGAGAAGUCUCCCCUGUCAUCCCUGGGUUAUUCAUAGUGGAGGUCUGGUGGUUCAGUCCAAGCAGAAGGUUGCUGAGCCCCUGCAGGGCUGAGAGUUUAUAGCUGGAAGUGUGUGUGUCUCUGUCCCAUCAUCAAGACUUAUGUUACAUUGUUGUCAUCCUUCCCAUGUUUCUCUGUCUCCCAAAACCAAUCUAAAACCUUGUUAGGGUUACAAAAUUCCCCACUUUUCCAGGAAUCCCGGUUGGAAGGUUCACAGAAUCUGUUGGGAAUAAGCAGAAAAGACGUAAUCCUCCAACCUUGGAAUUUCGGGAAAGUUGCUGGAGUUUGCAAACCUACACAAUGUGUUUCUGACAUCGGUUAACCAACACAGUAAUCAUGUAUUAUUUUCACUGGGUGUGAUUUUAAAGGGGCAUAUUACCACUUUUUAACCUCAUAGUCAUUAUCUCCAGGACCAAACCAAUGUCUACUAAUGUGAAAAUGGCGUGUUAAAAAAUAAUGGCGUGUCCCUUGAAAACAUGAAUGAUAUGACAUGUCACAUGACAUAGACUAACAGUAACUGAAGCCAGAACAAAUGUCUGAUGUACAUAACCUGAAUAGCUGUUUCUGAGACUCUUUAACCUGUAAUGUUGAUGAUAAUAUUGACAAGUGUUCAUCUGUUUGGGGUUGUUUUCUGAGUGGAUUGUUUGUUGUUGUUGCUAGCUGACUUCUGUGUUUUACUAUAACCUCUGGUUUAAUUUGGUUUAGGUCCCAGUCCAUUGACCGGUGGCAGCGUGGGCGUGUUUGUUGGGGUGGGCAGGUAAAUGUACUGUAACUAGCUAUUAUCAGAGACUAUUUGGGUUUGAAGCUGACAGGUAGUCCAACUUGACCCAGGACAUGUGACUCACUGGUAACAGAGGGGUCAAAGGGAGGAGCCACCACAGGAGUCUCUGAAUAUUCAUGAAGUAAUUAUCCACCUCACCAGUUAUAACCAUGUAAAUAAAAUGUGAACAAUUAAAAUGUUUGAACUACAGUGUAUUAAACACCCCAAUCACCUUUUUCUUAAAGCAAUUUGAUAUAAAAAAUCUGAAUAAGUUGAUGUAAUUUGAUGGUAAAUGAUAGAAAUCAAGUCAUGUAAUAUUAGAUGGAGGAGGAUGCCAUGUGUAGGAGAGGCAUGCUGGGUCAUAUGCAAUAUGAAGGAAGGAGGGGUGAGAGGGAGUUGUGUAAUAAAUAGACAGUCAGGAGUUGGGUCAAGGCAUUUUCAAUUCAGGAAGUGAAUUGAAAUUCAACUGACAAAAAAUGUAAUUGAGAAAAAAAACGUGUCAAUUGAAAACGGACCAUGUUUUCUAUGAGGAUUUUAUGAAUGAGUUGAAUUGAGCCCUUCCCUGAUAGAGAUGAUAACGACGGUGUGUCUAGUACUGAAAUGUACGCUGGCUGUGUGCAGGUUUCUCAGUAACUAACUCUCAUCAGUGUGUUUUGGAGCCAUGACAACCAGUGUGUCCUUUGCACUAUGUAAAUACCAUAAUACUUGUAACAACCACCUGGUAACUAAUGUCAAAACACAAUGGUUGAAUGAAGUAGCUUUUAUUUUCUCAGUGUGUCCCUGGUCUUUCUAUGUCUCUCUUUCUGACUGUACAGCACUAGCAACAUGUAGAGGCUUUUCUCAUAACAUUACUGUUCUCUUCUCCAUCUGGACUGAUUAAUAAUGUCAUUAAAAUGUUCUUUAAGUAAACUA